GUUUAUAUUCUCAAAACGCGAGCAACUUCGGUCGAGGACGGACGUGUUUUCGCAGUGAGACGGAUUAUUUGAACCGCGUCGCGAAACGAAAGAAUAUUGGCAACAAACUUGUUUGAAUCAAAUGGCCAAACACAAAUAUCAACAACAAAGGGCAAAAGGAUAAAAUUCUUUGCUGCUAAGCCCGGCACGUGCUAAGCGAAAAUGCAGAAACUAUACUGAGUGCAGCAGACUGAUAGGCACUAUAGAACCCCAAAGACCCGCUGGUCACGAAGCGUGCUAAAAGCAAACAAAAAGCACACACAAAGCAUCUGAAAAGCAAAGUAAAAAGAAGUCAAGCUCAAAGUUGCAAGCCACUGCGAUGCGUCGGAGGCGUGGCAUGAACCCGGGCGUGAGCUAUACUAACUGCGCCCUGCUGGUGGCCACUGGCCUCCUGGUGCUCAUCUCGGUCCACGCCAAGAGCCCCCGGCCGAGCGGCACCAAUGGCGACCAGGUCGGGGCGGCACUACCAGCUGCCGCUGAUGCCCCAUCUGCCCAGAGGAAAGACCAUGACGACCUGCAAAAACUGGACGGGCAAUCAAAGGAGGAUGUAGGCGGUGACGAGGACGAAAGGGCCAUGCACCAUCAUCGCCGGCGGCUGUUCGAUGAGUAUCUGGGCACCAUCCGCCGAUUGCGCCGCCCCUACCGCAGCAAGUACACCAUCGAGGAGCUGAUGCGCCUGCAAGUGUCACCAAAGGUAUCCGGAGACAUUGACAUGGAUCCCUGCAAGGCUGGCGGUUUCAUGGGUGACAUAGCCCUGCCGGAGGGCGAGUCCUUCCCGGUGGUGGCUCGCACACCCGUCGACGACGAGGAGAAGGAGAGCCAGGAGGUCGAACAGCUGCUGGCAGAUGCUCCGGCACCGGGACCGCCAGCAGUCCGUGGCCCAAUCAAGUUCAAUGCCACCUUCCAGCUGGAUCUGGAGAAGCUUAAACAGGAGGUUUACCACGAGGGCUUGCAAGUGGAGGAGGAGGGUCUUACCGACAUCAUCCGCAAAAAGACCAAGCUGCCCAGUGCGAGUCCAGUGCAUCUCACGGCCGGGCCGGGUAAACCACAAAGUCAGAGUGCUAAUGAACCUGUGAAGCCCGGAUCCCAGUCGCCCUCGGAUUAUGCCCAGCCUGCCAGCUACAAGAACGAGGUGAUCCCCCCGUUGGAGCGGCGUCACAAUCCGCCCAAGCCAGCCAGACUGACACUGGCCGAGAUUAGCGACAAGUCCAGCAACAAGACACAGACCUACCACCGCAACGUCGACCUGCGCAAGAUUCAAUCCGACAACAAGGACAUUGAGGACGACUCGGGCAACAACUUUGUGUCGGACCGACGCCAGUCCCUUAUCGUUCCUACCUCCCUGCCGGAGCAACGCUCCACCCUGCCCAAUGUCUACAGCAAUGCGGGGGGCAAUGGGAUGCAGAUCGACGAGGAGGUGGACUUCUUGCACUCGCGGGGCGUGGUGAGGAGGCGUCACCGCAGAGGUCCCAAACAGAGGCGGAGCAAUCAUCACGCCGAGCACGAAGCCAAGCUGCAACGAUUGCGCGAAGAGCUAAGCCAGCCUGUGGGGGAGGCGCAUCACCACCACCGCCAACACCAGAACCACCACAACCAGCAGCUGCAACAACACCCCCACCAACAGAACCAGCCGCGGAAGAAGCACCGCUCGCAUCGUCAACAUCGUCGAAAGGGCCAAGGCACAACGCACUAUGUGAACCACUCCCCAUCGUCAGGAUUCAAUCAAUCGGCCCAGCACGCUGUGCCCGAAAUGGAUUUGCCAAAAGUGGACCCACCGAAGGACGAGGCUGGGGAGGAGCAACAUCGUCAUCGGGUGGCCCGUGCUGUCACCGCCAAAAAGGAGCGUAUUUGGGACUACGGUGUGAUUCCCUACGAGAUUGAUGGCAACUUCAGUGGCAUGCACAAGGCCCUCUUCAAGCAGGCCAUGCGCCACUGGGAGAACUCCACAUGCAUCAAGUUUGUGGAGCGGAAUCCGGAGAUCCAUCCCAACUACAUUGUUUUCACAGUGCGCAGCUGCGGUUGCUGCUCCUUUGUGGGAAAACGCGGCAAUGGACCCCAGGCCAUCUCCAUCGGUCGUAAUUGCGACAAAUUUGGAAUCGUGGUGCAUGAACUGGGCCAUGUUGUGGGAUUCUGGCACGAGCACACCCGUCCGGAUCGGGAAAAGCACGUCACGAUCGAACACAACAAUAUAAUGAAGGGCCAGGAGUACAACUUCAAUAUGCUGUCACCGGACGAGGUGGACUCGCUGGGCAUGGCCUAUGACUACGACUCGAUUAUGCACUAUGCGAGGAACACUUUCUCCAAGGGCACCUACCUAGACACCAUUCUGCCCAUCGAGAUGAAGGACCGAAAGCGUCCCGAGAUCGGUCAAAGGUUGCGUCUCAGUCAGGGCGAUAUUGCCCAGGCCAAUCGGCUCUACAAGUGUCCCAAAUGCGGUCGAACUUUCCAGGAGAGCACGGGCAUCUUCGCCGCCCCGUCUUACUAUACGGCCGGAGCGUUGACUAACGAGACGGAGCACUGCGAGUGGCGGAUAACAGCCACUCACGGAGAACGAGUGGUCCUGAAGCUGGAAAACAUGAACAUUUUCAAAUCAAACAACUGUGAAACCGACUACCUGGAGAUCCGAGAUGGAUACUUCGCCAAGUCGCCGCUUAUCGGGCGCUUCUGCGGGAAGGUGGCCAACGAUGUCAUCCGCACCGAGUCCAGUCGCAUGCUGCUCACCUAUGUCAAUGCGCAUCGCAGCGAGGGCUUCAGGGGAUUCAAGGCUGAAUUCGAUGUUGUUUGCGGCGGUGAGAUGUCAGUGGACGACGCCGAGGGACGUUUGGAGUCGCCCAACUACCCGCUGGACUACCUGCCCAACAAGGAAUGCGUUUGGAAAAUAACUGUGCCCAAGGGCUACCAAGUGGCGCUCAAAUUCCAGUCAUUCGAGGUGGAGAACCACGACAGCUGUGUGUACGACUAUGUUGAGAUACGGGACGGUCCUGCCCAGGAUGCGCCACUAAUUGGCGUUUUCUGCGGCUACAAGCCGCCGCCAAACAUGAAGUCAAGUGGCAAUUCGAUGUACGUAAAAUUCGUGUCCGACACAUCGGUGCAGAAGGCGGGCUUCUCCGCCGUGUUCAUGAAGGAGGUGGACGAGUGCGAGACCCAGAACCAUGGCUGCGAGCACGAGUGCAUCAACACACUUGGAGGCUAUGAGUGUAGCUGCCACAUUGGCUACGAGCUGCACAGCGACAAGAAGCACUGCGAAGAUGCCUGUGGCGGAGUUAUCGAGUAUCCAAAUGGGACAAUUACAUCACCCUCGUUCCCUGAAAUGUAUCCCGUGCUGAAGGAGUGUAUCUGGGAGAUUGUUGCCCCGCCGACGCACAAAAUUUCUCUCAAUUUCACCCACUUCGACCUGGAGGGCACGGCGCAUCAGCAGUCGGACUGCGGAUAUGAUUCGGUUACCAUCUACUCGAAGCUGACGGAGAACCGGCUAAAACGGAUUGGAACAUUCUGCGGAAGUGCCAUUCCACCCGCCGCCACCUCCGAGGGCAAUGCUCUGCGGGUAGAGUUCCAUUCCGACAAAUCCAUCCAGCGGUCCGGAUUCGCGGCCGUCUUCUUCACGGAUGUUGACGAGUGUGCCGUGAACAAUGGUGGCUGUCAGCACGAGUGCCGUAAUACCAUUGGCUCCUACAUCUGUUUAUGCCACAAUGGAUACUCGCUGCACGAGAACGGACACGACUGCAAGGAGGGGGAGUGCAAGUACGAGAUAUCCGCCCCCUUUGGCAGGAUCUACAGUCCCAACUACCCGGACUCGUAUCCACCGAAUGCAGACUGCGUUUGGCAUUUCAUCACCACCCCAGGACAUCGCAUCAAGCUCAUCUUUAAUGAGUUUAACGUAGAAAUGCACCAGGAGUGCACCUACGAUAAUGUGGCCAUCUAUGACGGGGAAUCCGAGUCUAGCUCGGUUCUGGGACGCUUCUGUGGCGACAAGAUUCCCUUCCCAAUCUCCUCCUCAACCAACCAAAUGUACAUGGUGCUCAAGACCGACAAGAACAAGCAGCUGAAUGGAUUCACGGCCAUGCACUCCACUUCCUGCGGAGGAUUCCUGCGUGCCAGCUACCAGGUGCAACAGUUCUACUCCCACGCCACUUUUGGACACCUGCAAUACGAUGACGACAUGGACUGCGAGUGGACCAUCGAGGCCCCUCCCAACCGAAACGUCCAGCUCAUAUUCCUCACCUUUGACAUUGAGAGCAGCGAGAACUGCACCUACGAUUAUGUGCAGGUGGUGUCCAACAUGGAGGACACCAGCGGACCCAUGUAUGGACAGUACUGUGGAAAUGUGCUCCCGGCAGACAUCAUCUCCAUGACCAACUCUCUACUGGUCCGCUUCAAGACAGACGGCUCCGUGCCAAUGAAGGGCUUCUCGGCCUCUUACGUAUCCGUGGAUCCGUUUGACGUCACCGACGUGGAUGUGGACAACUCGUACUCUUCGGAGAUGGUCACCCCGUUUCCCGGUUCCCUGAAGAGCGUCUACAUCGAGGACACCGAAGAAACCGACGAGUACAGUGACUACAGCGGCAACCAACUAGUCCUCAAUGGCCAAUUUCGAGGUCGUUACAGUCUGCCUCAUCGGUACUAUGGAGGAACCAAUUAGAGCAGGACAAGCAAACGCAGAUAUCGCACAAAAGAUUCAUGACAAUAUAUAAAAACGGAAUUUAUUUAAAAGAUUUAGGCAUAUCGACGUGUAACUUUUUCCGCUCUUCCACGCGCACCUUCUGUGUGUCGCAGGACAUAAUCAAGGACCUCAUCCUGGUCACGAUUCGAUGUUUUAGUUUUAGGAACUCAAAAGAAAUCGUUAGGUUCCAGCAGGCCACUGCUGGGGAGUUUAAAAUUUACUCAAAAUGCUACCGAUAUAAAAUCAUCCACAUUUUUGGGGACAUGCUGUGGCAAAUACUUAGGACUAGUGAAUGCAUGUAAUGUAACUUGGUUUAGACCUUUCUUUAGACUCUGUAACUAAAUGUUUGAUUUCCUCUUGCAUUUCAAUCGCUCCUACUCUAAAGAUUAUUCUCUUAGGUAUACCUAUUUUCCCUAUACUCGUACUGUGCCAUAUUAAAUGGUUCAAAGCAUUUUGUUUCCCUUGUCUUUGGGGAAGUUUCCGUUAAGCAUCUUAGCAUAAGUCGAUUGGAGUGGAGGGCCCAUAUAAAAAGUCAAAAUGGGAGUUAGGCUAGGAAGGGAACAGAGGACGGAAAAGUGAAUUAAAUACGCGAGCACAUAACAUAUCUUCGGUAGCACCGAAUGGAUGGCCCUUGCACUUAUGGAAGAAAGUCCUUCAGUCUGCUGGACGACAAAGAAUUCAAGUUUCGAUACCGAUUCACUUUCCUGCAGGGUCAGAAGGAACCUUACACAUACAUAUGUACAACUCUUGGAUAUUUGACUCAACUUAAUACGUAAUUAAUUCUAUACAUACAUAUAUAUAUUAUAUUAUUAAAACUUGCAUAGUGACUAUGUUUAAAACCAAAA
Messenger RNA from Drosophila bipectinata, 5544 nucleotides. RefSeq names its product tolkin (gene tok). Lineage: Eukaryota; Metazoa; Arthropoda; Insecta; Diptera; Drosophilidae. Gene Ontology annotation, biological process: proteolysis. Gene Ontology annotation, molecular function: zinc ion binding; metalloendopeptidase activity; serine-type endopeptidase activity. The record is from RefSeq and is a predicted model, not a curated record.